Molecule: messenger RNA, 801 nt
Organism: Vitis riparia (riverbank grape)
Lineage: Eukaryota; Viridiplantae; Streptophyta; Magnoliopsida; Vitales; Vitaceae
Product: rust resistance kinase Lr10-like
Exons: 1
Coding region: 37-801 (254 amino acids)
Biological process (GO): protein phosphorylation
Molecular function (GO): protein kinase activity; ATP binding
Source: RefSeq, a predicted model, not a curated record
CAACCAAUCAAGUACUCGUAUUCAAACAUAAAGAAGAUGACUAAUAACUUUGCGAAUAAAUUAGGUCAAGGAGGCUUUGGCUCUGUAUAUAAAGGAAAACUUCGAAGUGGUCGCAUUGUAGCUGUGAAAGUGUUGGUCAUGUCAAAAGCUAAUAGACAAGAUUUCAUCAAUGAGGUUGCAACAAUAGGAAGAAUUCAUCAUGUUAAUGUGGUGAGACUUGUAGGAUUUUGUGUACAGGGAUCAAAAUGGGCACUUAUAUAUGACUUCAUGCCCAAUGGUUCUCUUGAUAAGUUUAUUUUUCUUAAAGAAGAAAAUAACACUUUUUUGAGCUGGGAAAGGUUGUAUAAGGUUGCACUUGGAGUGGGGCGUGGGAUUGAAUACUUACAUCAAGGUUGUGACAUGCAAAUUCUACAUUUUGAUAUCAAGCCACACAAUAUUCUUCUUGAUGAAGACUUUACACCAAAAGUUUCAAAUUUUGGCCUUGCAAAAUUGUAUUCAACAAAUGAAAGUAUGGUGUCUCUCACUGCCGCACGAGGAACACUGGGAUAUAUUGCUCCAGAAUUAUUCUAUAAAAAUAUUGGAGGUGUCUCCUACAAAGCUGAUGUUUAUAGUUUUGGAAUGUUGUUAAUGGAGAUGGUGGGGAGAAGAAAGAAUGUGAAUGCAAAUGCAGAGCAUUCGAGUCAAAUAUAUUUUCCAUCAUGGAUUUAUGACAGAUAUGAUCAAGGGGAUAACAUAGACUUGGGAGAUGCCACCGAAGAUGAAAAGAAGUUGGUUAGGAAAAUGGUGAUAGUUGCACUAUGA